AAGUUCUCACUCGCUUUCCCCUCUGAAUGUCAGCAUCUACAUCAGCGUCGUUAGAGCCUCUCAAUGUGGUAAUGGUCGGUACUGGUGAAUAUACGACCGGUUAUGUUGGUGGCCACGCUUCUCGUAGCGACAAGACUAAGGGCGUUGUCGGUCUGGUUAUGUUCGACCUCCGCCGACGUGGCAAAGUUAGUAGCAUCGGUUGUGUUGGAACUAACGGCACUAAGUUCCCUGCAAUUCGACAACUUUUUGAGGAGAACAUUUCCAAGGUUUACAAUAACGUGGAUGUAUCGAUGACUACAUGGCCUGCCGAUGAUGUCAGUAGAGAUGUUGAGGCGUAUAAGAGAGCGAUCGAUUCUCUUCCUAGAGGAUCAGCGAUUACUGUUUUUACCCCGGAUACAACUCAUUACGAGAUUGCAAUGUAUGCCAUUGAACGAGGCGUUCAUGUGAUGGUUACUAAGCCGAUCGUUAUGACCGUUGAAGCUCAUAAGAGAGUUAUUGAAGCUGCUCGGAGGAAUGGAGUGUAUGUGCAAAUUGAAGUUCACAAGCGUUAUGAUCCAGUGUAUGCUGAUGCUCGUGAGAAAAUUCGCGAUAUUGAUAAUUUUGGUGCUUUUCAACACUGGGAUUCGGUGAUGACUCAGCCGAGAGACCAGAUUCACACAUUCAAGGCGUGGGCAGGGAAGAGUUCUGAUAUUAGCUAUUAUCUCAAUAGUCACCAUGUUGAUUACCACUGUUGGAUUAUGGACGGACUGGCUGAUCCUAUCCGAGCGAUGGCUGUGGGGUCGACGGGCGUUGCGACGUGUGAGGAGUUUGGAUGUCCUGAGGGAACUGAGGACACUAUCACAAUAGUAUGCGAAUGGAAGAAUCGUUCAGAUGGGUCUAUUGGCACUGCAGUUUAUAUGGCUUCAUGGGCGCAUCCGAACAAUUCGGAAUGCCACACUCAGCAGAGAUUUUUGUGUCUAGGGCAUAAGGGAGAGAUACGCGCUGAUCAAGCACAUAGGGGAUAUGAUGUGACGCAAAACAACAA
Molecule: messenger RNA, 1024 nt
Organism: Perkinsus marinus ATCC 50983
Lineage: Eukaryota; Perkinsozoa; Perkinsida; Perkinsidae
Product: Rhizopine catabolism protein mocA, putative
Exons: 3
Biological process (GO): NADPH regeneration
Cellular component (GO): cytoplasm
Molecular function (GO): nucleotide binding; oxidoreductase activity
Source: RefSeq, a predicted model, not a curated record